CUGUGGAGCUGCGGAGCGGACACGCACUGACACACGCACACCGGCCACCUGACAGACAUGGACACCUGGACAGUUAUCAUCCUGCUUCACUACUUGCUGUUUGCAUCUUGGGUCCGAUCGGCUCCGGUCGGCUCGGCGUCCAGCCUGCCGCCUGCGUUCAGAGAAACGGCCCUGGAGGCCAAGACGCUCGGUGAGAAAAUCCUCAAGGACAUUUCUGCAGCGCACGCCGCCACGGUCCAGGAUUUCAGCCUCGAUUCGUCAACAUCCAGCCUGCAGUUGAUGGCGGCGUCGAUGGGAAUCCCGUCCUCUCCUGUCCUCAAGGCGCUGUCCGCACACUUUACCCUGGAGACAUGCGUUAGCCGAAUGCUAGCAGGUGUUCAGAUGUAUCAGAACCUGCUGGAGGUUCUGUCCAGCAAAGUGAGCGGUCUGGAUGACCUGAGAGCGGACCUGCGUGACCUGCUGAACCACAUCAACAAGCUAAAGGAGGUGGCGCAACUAACGGCGGACGUUUCGGAUCAGAACCCGAGCACGGACCUGACCUCUCAUCUCCAGGACAGCCACAACAUCCAGGUGGCGCUCCACCUGACGUUGACUCAGCUGCGCUCCUUCUGUCAUGACCUGAACCGGACCUUCAGAGUCCUCUCCACCUACAGGCCGUGAGCUGCAGGUGGACGCUAAGCCCCGCCCACCUGGGUCGACUCAGUAUCUGCGCUUCCAUUGACUAUUACAUUUAUUUUGAUAUUAAAAAAAACUUCGGUGCCAGGAUGAGGCAUAAAAAUUGAUUUAUUUUGCGAGCCUGCAGUCACACGAGUCACAUGGUCAACAGCAGGAUGUUACUACUGGUAGAAACCAAGAAGAAGACGACGACAGGAAGUAGUCAGAGGUUCAUGGUGGUGAAUGUUUUUAAAUAAUUUACAGCUUGA
Poeciliopsis prolifica (blackstripe livebearer) is the source of this 923-nucleotide messenger RNA. Its product is annotated as granulocyte colony-stimulating factor-like. Gene Ontology annotation, cellular component: extracellular region. Gene Ontology annotation, molecular function: cytokine activity. Bases 58 to 660 code for a protein of 200 amino acids. Gene Ontology annotation, biological process: immune response. NCBI's taxonomy places the organism in Eukaryota, Metazoa, Chordata, Actinopteri, Cyprinodontiformes, Poeciliidae. The transcript is spliced from 5 exons. The record is from RefSeq and is a predicted model, not a curated record.